AGGAAGGUUAUGAGUAUGAAGAACCCAAUGGUUUUCUUGGAUGUGUCCAUUGAUGGUGAUCCCAUUGAAAGAAUGGUUUUUGAGCUUUUUUGUGAUGUUGUUCCCAAGACUGCAGAAAAUUUUCGUGCACUUUGUACUGGGGAGAAGGGAAACAGUCUGAAAACUGGAAGACCCCUACACUAUAAAGGAACCUUUUUUCAUCGCAUUGUCAAAGGAGCCAUGGUUCAGGGUGGCGAUUUACUUAGACGAGAUGGUAUGCAUUCUUUGGCAAUCAUUUUCAUUCAUGCACUUUGA
This is a messenger RNA of Ilex paraguariensis (yerba mate), 294 nucleotides long. The record is from the annotation of a GenBank genome assembly. NCBI's taxonomy places the organism in Eukaryota, Viridiplantae, Streptophyta, Magnoliopsida, Aquifoliales, Aquifoliaceae.